ACCGGGAAAAGAAAAACCAGCAAUUUUUAGGACUCGCUAGAUUCUCUCUCUCUCUCUCUCUCUCUCCAAUUACAAUGGCCUUCGCUUCUUUCCUCGGCAGAGUUCUCUUCGCCUCCGUCUUCAUCCUCUCUGCGUACCAAGAAUUUAGUGAAUAUGGAGUUGACGGUGGACCUGCAGCAAAAGCACUCAGACCAAAGUUUGAUGAUUUUAUGCAUCAAGUACAUUCUCAAUUUGGCUUUCACUUUCCAGAAAUUGAUAUAAAAUUUUUAGUUGCUGCGGCUGUUGCUCUCAAGGGCAUUGGAGGGAUUCUUUUCAUAUUGGGCAGCUCAUUUGGAGCUUUCCUUUUGCUUUUGCAUCAGAUGAUUGCUACUCCAAUACUGUAUGAUUUCUACAAUUACGACAGUGAGGACAAAGAAUUUAUUCAACUUUUCAUCAAAUUUACACAGCAUAUGGCUCUCUCCGGGGCUUUGUUGUUUUUUAUUGGGAUGAAAAACUCUAUUCCUAGAAGGCAACCCAAGAAGAAGGCUCUCAAAACAAAAACCUAUUAGGAGCCGCAAUCUAGAGACAUUUUUCAAAUUCUCUGAUUUGUUCCUGGAUUCUCAUUAUACCCGUUCUCCAGGAUUUGGCUCGGGUGUCUAAUCUGGUUCAGAACAAAUGCCCCCUGUAUCAGUUUCGUAGGUUUACCAUGUCUUAUGGAUUAUAUAUAAUUAUUUACGUAUGAUAUCUUUUCUUUUGUUUGACAUUAGAAAAUAGGAACUAUCUUUCGAUUACUAGACUUUUCUGCCAAGAGGAAAAAAAAUGAUCAGAGCCUGUUCAUUCAAACUUAGGGUGUCAAUUGCGUUCAGACUAACGAACUUGAUGAAAAGGUCCUGAAAGUCUGGCAUUUGAAGUUGCUAUUGAACCGUGCUAGAUUUCUGUGUUGGCACAUGGAUUUGUGCCCCUGUUUUGAUUUGUUUGGUUUUGGUUUUCUAAUUGGUUUGAGAAUGGAAGUGUAUAUUUGUCUGAAUUUUUUAUAAACAAAAAUAAAAGACCUUCAAAUUUUGACAGGGGACGCUAAGUAUUUCGAGUCGUUGUAUUUAUUUCAUGCUUCACAUAAUGAGAUCUAUUCUCACUUGGAUUCUGUCUAGGGAACUAAGUACAAUUAUCACCAAUUGUAUGAUUUCUUGGUUUGGAUUGAUUGGAAAAUAUUAAUGGCGGGUUUCAAGGGGACCCGUUGGAUAGUAAUCCGCGAUUUUCUUAUUUGCUUGAUUAGCCUGAUGAAAUUACUAGUUGCUUGUGUCUCAUUUUCUUCCAUCGGCGGGGAAAUCAUCAUUUUAGUCUUCAAUGCAUGUAGGUUAAGUUA
Messenger RNA from Abrus precatorius (Indian licorice), 1342 nucleotides. RefSeq lists its product as uncharacterized. Lineage: Eukaryota; Viridiplantae; Streptophyta; Magnoliopsida; Fabales; Fabaceae. The record is from RefSeq and is a predicted model, not a curated record. The transcript is spliced from 5 exons. The coding region runs from base 75 to 548 and encodes 157 amino acids.